Cylas formicarius (sweet potato weevil) is the source of this 867-nucleotide messenger RNA. Its product is annotated as chymotrypsinogen B-like. Gene Ontology annotation, molecular function: serine-type endopeptidase activity. The record is from RefSeq and is a predicted model, not a curated record. Bases 1 to 867 code for a protein of 288 amino acids. The transcript has 5 exons. NCBI's taxonomy places the organism in Eukaryota, Metazoa, Arthropoda, Insecta, Coleoptera, Brentidae. Gene Ontology annotation, biological process: proteolysis.
AUGUGGAAGAACGUUUUCCUGGCUGUACUAACGAGUUUCCUAUGGGUUUUCCAUACGAAAUCGGCGGCAGAUCUUGAUAUGCACGAGAAUUGGAAAUAUUUACCCACUGAGGAAUGCGGAAUGGCCCCUCCAAUAGAUAGAAUCAUCGGAGGCGAGGAGGCGAAACUCGGACAAUUUCCAUGGAUGGUUUUAAUAGAAUUUGAAGACGUAUAUUGCGGUGGAGGCUUAUUAAACCAAUAUUACGCUAUAACUGCCGCUCACUGCACCAAUGUCACGCUUGAUAACAUAACCGCGACGGUGGGAACUAUCUUCAAUAAGUAUCCAUAUUGUGGCGAAAAGGGCUGCGUGUCCGACGCGCAAGUCUUAUCCAUUAAUAAAACCUACCUAAUGCCUAACGUUGACUUAGCUCUGCUUGAAUUUUCAAAACCGGCUGAGUAUAACGAUAACGUCCGUCCCGUCUGCUUGCCUCGUGGAGAUAUCGUGGACCAUCCGGAAAAGUAUAUAUCGGCAGGCGAGCAUUUUGUGACGGUAGCCGGAUGGGGUUCCAUAAAUAAUAGAUUAAAUACUUACGUACCAGAACUUAUGUUUGCGGAACUUGCUGUUGUUACAACUGAUGAUUGCCCAGGUUGCUGCGGCCCAGAUAAAUUACAAAUAUGCGCCGGAGGGAAUAAAACAUUCGUUUGUUACGGAGAUUCCGGAUCGGCAGCGGUGCAAUUACAGAAGUUAGACAAAGGCCCCCCCAGGUAUUUUAUAUUGGGGGUCACAUCUGCUGGAAGCGCAAAUAGGACGUGCGAAGAAACGGUUGGCCUCUUCAUAAACGUCGUUUUUACUUUAGAAUGGAUACUGGAUCAUGUCAAUAAAAAGUAA